Molecule: messenger RNA, 7627 nt
Organism: Manduca sexta (tobacco hornworm)
Lineage: Eukaryota; Metazoa; Arthropoda; Insecta; Lepidoptera; Sphingidae
Gene: l(3)mbt
Exons: 12
Coding region: 239-4492 (1417 amino acids)
Biological process (GO): regulation of DNA-templated transcription
Cellular component (GO): nucleus
Molecular function (GO): zinc ion binding
Source: RefSeq, a predicted model, not a curated record
GUUUUGGCAAUGUUGUCAGAUUUAUUACCAGUUGUUCUGGGCAGGUAAAUAUCGUCGCUUUACUGAAUGUAUUUUAUUUUUCUUUAAUGGUUUUCAACACGAUAGCGAUGUUGUAACAGUUCAAGUGAUACAUGAAGACAUUUUCUACAUAUCGGAUAAGAGAAAUGUCAUCAAUUAUGGAUUGUAAAAGAUAACCGAGCGUCUGUAAUGUACUCGCUGUCGUUGACUGUGCGGAGAAAUGGACGCACAGCAAUGCAAUUCACUUCAAAACUUUGAUGAUCCGAAAACGGAAAUUUUGAAAAAAAGAUUAUUAAAAUCCGUGAACACGUCGCUCGGCGCCAACCUAACGCACAAUAACUCGCAUCAUAAUGUGCUGUUGAAUACAUUACGCGCGCCAAUACCGAGCAGCAUGAUCGUGUCGUCGGUGCAGGCGCCGCAGAGCUCCAUGCCCAUCACCCACAACUUAGUCACGCACUCCAUCGCGCCAGUCAAGAUACACACCAACAACGCGCCGUACGCGCCUCUCCAGUUGUCCACUGUUCAUGUUCCUGUACAAAUUCCCGGCUCUACAUCCAAUAUUAAUGUGCCUGUUCAAUUAUCGGGCCCCACAAAUACAGUCCCUCUCCAAAUAGCACCUGUUAGUCUCCCCCUUCAGGUUUCAGGAACUACCAGUGUCCCUGUACAGUUAUCAGCUGGUGACACAAUAAAUGUCCCACUUCAGAUUCCCACAGCAAGUCAAAAUAUACAGCUGACUGGUCCAACAUUGCCUUCUAUGCCAUUGAUUCAAAACCAUAAUCAAUCUCUCCACAGUUCAAUAAUUCAUGUACACAUGGGUUCUAAUCCAAGACCACCUAACCUAGAUGGGACUUCGGACCUGACAGUGUCCACUUCAUCCCAACUCCAACUAUCAGAUUCAUCUGGUGUUCAAGUUAAAAUGAACAAUGCACCCACAGUGUCACAAGUUCAAAUGGGGCCUAACUCCGUGGUGCAAAUUCCUAACUCGUCCAAUAAUUCAAUACAACUGCGAGGGGCUGCAAGAGCGAUGCAGCACAUGGUGUACAUACAGACUCCGAACGGGCUGAAACCGGUGACCAGCACAGAUGUCAUCAGCCAAGCCAGCAGCAGCGGAAACCCACCACAAAUCAUAGUAAGAAGGCCUGUAACUAGCAAUUCCAACAUACAUCUCAUAUCAAAUGUGAAUAAUAAGCCUACGAUAGCUCCUAAAAUGCCGAAUCCGAACAAAUCCUCUAUUCUGGCUCCAGUGAACACGAGCCAACCCAUCGUUAUACAGAAACCAAAGACCAACGACAAAAUGAUGGUGCCAGUGAGCAUAGCACCGGGAACACCGUCCAAACAGGCCAUAGCUUACCUAGGCCAAGUCAAAAAACCUACCAAAAGUAUGUCAGAAAACCAAUCAAUACUCAUAUCAAAUAACCAGGCAAACAUGAAUACAAACAAUCAAAAGUUGUUUAUAACUCCAAUGCCAAAAAUUCAGAAUACAAAGUUUAUUCUACCUGUAACUCUACCGGCCACUAUGGCGUCGAAAGGACCAAUAAUAAAUCUGCAAAUUGCUAACGGGCAGAUACAGAACGAUCCUCAAGGGAACAUCACGGUGAUGCGGGAUACGGGACCCAUGGAUGCCAACGAAAUGCCUCCCUUACAGCCAUUGGCCAAAAUUGUCAAUAUAAAUGGCAAAGAUAACACAAUACCCCAAAGCCCUAAGAAUGAGAAGUCAUUUACGAUAUCUAUUCCAGGAUCAAGAGCAGAACCGACUGGAGAACAAGGAGAAUAUACUCUGUCAAUACCAGAGACAAACGCUUCUAUGAACGAUGACAUAUACACGGUGUCCAUAGCUAAUGAAGAUGGCGGACAAGGCAGAGAGAAGUCCUUUACCUUAGCGAUCCCAGAGAAAGGCAAAAGCCUUUUAAACAGAAAUAUGAUUGAUAGACAUGAAAUGGGGACGGUCACUAUAGCUGCCCCCGCCAUUCUAAGACGUUCUAAUUCUGAUAACAGUGAGAGAAAAACUGCAAACGCAAAUAUGAAAAGACGUAUAUCCCUCUGUGCUGAGAAUUUUUCGAAUAAGAACUCUAGGAUUGGUUUCACACAGCACAGAGUCCCUGAGAAAUCUGAAGAGGUAGAGAAUAACGAUGAUCAUCGCGUGCCGUCUCUGUUUUGCGACGAAAAACUAGAAAAAGAUCUAGAUCCCAAAAACCUUGGUGAUUCAGACCAAGAAGAAUAUAAAGUCAAGGUGGAAUCUGGUAAGAACGACGGGUACUUCCCUUCUAUUGACACUAAUAGAAUAAAAAAAGAGGAACCUUCGGAAGAAGAUCCUCCUGGAUUGAUAUGGAGUAAUGGAGUCGCACUGUUGCAAGGCAGCGAACUCCAGUUUCAGACAAAUGAGUUCGGGCUCAUAGACUUAAUUGACAGUGUCGACGAGGCGGAGAUGUUGAUGACUCAGUCAUCUAAGUAUCACACUCCUCUGAAGCAACGCAUGGUCCGGGGUAGAGAUAAGAAACCAACUUCCCCCGAAGAUAUGUACCGGUGCGACGGAUGCGGAUGUCACGGAAUGGCAGCCGAGUUCAUCACGCCGAACUUCUGCAGUCUCACGUGUCAAAACGACGUGGAAAAGGUAAUGCAGAAGAAGAGAGAUCGGGAACGGACUGAACUGAUGAAGAAACGGAAUAAGAUGAAGAAGUUGCUCAUGAGGAAACAGCUGUCUGACUCCGACAUCAAGCUCGAUAGCAAAGAGGAGAAGUUGUUGAAGCAUUUUGAUACAAUGCCGGUGGAGACGCAGCUAACGGAGACAAGUUUACUCAAAAUGAGCGAGGAUUUGAUAGAGAACGAGAAGUACCCGUGGAUGUGUGGGAAGAACGGGUUCUCGUGGAUGCGGUACCUCGACAUCUGCAAGGCUAAGGACGCGCCGGUGAAGCUAUUCAAAAACCCGUUCCCUUACAAUAAAAAUGGGUUCAAAGUGGGCAUGCGGUUGGAAGCCAUCGACCCGCAGCACCCGUCCCUGUUCUGUGUGGUUUCCGUGGCGGAGGUUCAGGGAUACCGAAUGAGGUUACACUUUGACGAGCACCCGGAUAUUUACGAUUUCUGGGUGAACGCGGACUCGAUCGACAUCUUCCCGCCGGGCUGGUGCGAGAAGAACGGGCGCGCGCUGAAGCCGCCCGCGACCUACUCCGCCACCAACUUCACCUGGCCGCUCUAUCUCAAGCAGAUCAGGGCCGUCGCCGCGCCCAAACAUCUCUUCCCGCAUGUCACUACCACUAUGUUCAAGCCGAUUUGCUUCCGCAUCGGCAUGAAGUUAGAAGCAGAAGACAGGAACAACGACUUGGUGUGCGUCGCGACCAUCGCGGACACGCUCGACAACAGGAUGCUGAUCAACUUCGACAGCUGGGACGAGAUGUACGACUAUUGGGUCGACCCCACGUCGCCGUACAUACACCCCGUGGGGUGGGCAGAGGAGCACGGACACUCGUUGACACCGCCUAACUUUUACAAGGACCCCGACUCGUUCUCGUGGGAGAACUACCUGGCGGAGACGGGCGCGUCGGAGGCGCCGCCGCGCGCCUUCAAGCCGCGCCCGCCGAUGGGCUUCAAGCCCGGCAUGAAGCUCGAAGUGGUUGACAGGAGGGUCCCGUUCCUUAUAAGAGUGGCGACGAUCACCGAGGUGAAGGGGCACCAGGUGCGCGUGUCAUUCGACGGGUGGCCGGACGAGUUGUCGUACUGGCUGGAGGACGACUCGCCCGACCUGCACCCCGUCGGCUGGUGUCUGAAGACCGGUCAUCCGCUCGAACCGCCGUUGACGGCGGAGGAGCUGCGCGUGCGCGGCCCGUGCGGCGUGGGCGGGUGUCGCGGGCUGGGCUCGCUGCACGGCGGCGCGCACAAGCAGCACGGCGCGGCGAGCGCGUGCCCGUACCGCGCGCGCGCUAAAGCGCCAAAAUCUGUGCACACCAGUACGCCUAAUAGUGAUGCGCCUGCUAAAGACCGUCCAUUGCGAGGGAGGCCGCCGAAACAUAAGCGAGUUGAAGAGGUUGUGAAAAAUGAUCCGGCGUCGGACGAGGAGUCCGUGUGCAGCAGCGCGGGCGGCAAGCGCUGGCGCGGCUCGCAGGAGCCGCAGCUGCGCACCUACUCGCGCGCCUCCGCCGCCGCCGCCUCCUCCACCGCGCCGCCGCCCACCGUCUCCGACGCGCCCGCGCCCGCACUACGGGCGCAUCUCGACGCCAUCAUAGCGGACCUCGACCUGCCUAAAGAUCCCACCACUUGGACCCAGGAAGAAGUAACCGCUCUGGCGAGUCGCGUGGGAGGUGCGACGACGGGCGCAGCGGCGGCGGCAGCUCGGCUCAGUGGCCGGGAGCUGCUGAUGGCGUCGCGGGAGGAGCUUGUGGCGUGCCUGCGCCUGCGGCUCGGGCCUGCCGUGAAGCUGUACGCGGCGGUGCGGCGCCUGCGACACCUGUCGCCGCUGCCUGCACCGCCCGCAGCCUCCUGACGGGCCAUAGACGUCAUCAUGUGAAUCAAACCAGAGCCGUUGACUGACAGUGACUUGGUGCUUGAAAAGUAAACAGAGGCUAAAUGCGUUUAACGCGAUUUUGCGGCACGUGUUUACUCGUAUUCGAGUGGUGCGCUUUUAAGGCGACAACACAUACACUCACCUACAUACCAUACGGCAAAUUCAUGUAUUAGGUUGUAAUGACGUGGGUGCAUUGGGAUUAUACGAGACGACACGCGCUGCAAAUAAGGACACCAUAUAUUGCUCUAAAUGAAGGCCUGUGACCAUCUGCUGAUGUUAUUAAUAUUAAAUGAACUAUAUAGUGUACAUAGCGAAUGGAUAGUAAGGAAGUGUGUAUGGUGUUAAUUUCCUUCCAAAGAACUUAUUUAUGAACUCAUUUCGUUUUUACAUGAAGGAUUGUUUUCUUAAAUGUUGUAGACAAUAAAAAGAACAAAGUGCUCAGUGAAUUUUCGUUUCCAAUAGACCAGGAUUAUUUGGUGAAUCUUCCAGGAUGUUUGUGGUGAAAUUGCCAGCGUUCCUUUAGUGAAACUGAAGAUUUUUUUGAUUACACAUUUGUGUUGGACAAUUUUAUUUAGUUUUUACAAAUUUAUUUUACUUUGAUUACCAACUAUUCAUAGACUGCUUAAGUUUCUUUUAAAAUAAUAUGAACGAGUCAUUGUUAUUUAAGUUUAUGUUCAAAGAUUAUUAAGAAGAAAUGUUUCUUUGUGUAUGCAAUUGCUUGAAGGCAUUAUAUUUUUUCAUAAUAAAUGACUACAAUAUAGUUAUAAAUAUUUUAUAUUCUGUGUCUUGUCUUACAGUAUAUUAGACAGAAAUGUAUUAUAUAGAAACUUCAUUUUACCACUUUGUAAGAUAGUAGAAUGAAAUGCUUUCAAAAUCAGAUGGUGAUUUUUCGAAGAGACCAAAGCAUUAAUAUAAAAAUUGUAUAGAACAUCCUAAAGAAAUAACAUAAAACCCAAACUUUAUUUAAAACAGUGAAUAAUAAAAAUCAGCACUAUGUAUUUAGAAAAACAAAUGAAAUAAAAAUAAUUACCAUACAGAACAAAAGUUUCGCUUUAUCUAUUAAGAUCUUUUUCGUGGAUUUUAGUAUUUUUAUGUAUAAAUUGGGAAGCACAAAUGGAUUGAUUGGAAAACACGCUUUAAUUGCCGCGGUUGUGAAUUAUUGUUGUCCAAUUUGUGUUUAUUGCGCUAAUUCAUGUCGUGUGGUGUAAUGUCACUGAUUUAGAUAAAUAUAAAUUUGUAUUAACAUGUUAACUGUUAUGAUGAGAUACUUUACAGUAAUUAAUUUUAUUUUUUAAUAAUCUGGUAAUCUUCUGUGUAUUGGAAAAAAGUCAGAAAUUUAAAUAAUAAUAUUUUAUAAAACUUUUUGGCAAUGGAGAUGUUUAAAACUUAAUUUAGUUACAUAAAUAAUUUGAUACAAAGUUUAAUUUAGAUAAAGAUUACAGCAUAAAGCUUUAGCCACAUGUUACAGAAUGAUUGGACUGUGGCUACAACUGUGUGCCUUUACAGUUAACAUGUUACAAACUACACAAAAAUAUUAUUUUCACAUAUUCUUUAUAUGUACAGAUAAUAUAUUCAUAUAAUAUGUAAAUAAAGGCCAAUGCCACAACUUAGUACCUAUAUUUGUACAAAUAGUUAAAUUUACAGGUGUCCAUUUUAUUGGCAUGGUAUAUGAGUAAGCAACUGACGUCAUAACUGUUUUUGUAACUACCCACAUUCAAAAUUGGAAUAGUUAAUGUUUUCCUUAUUUUAGCUAUGUUUCUGCUUGAAAUAGGAAAUACUUUUAAAUUCAUAAAUAAUAGAGAAGUAUAAAGAUGCUUUCUCUAUGUUUGUUACAUUUACAAUUCCACUGCUGCUAUCUAUUUCUCUCAGAUGGAAUAUAUUCAUGGAUAUUGGGUAGGUAUAAAGUAGCUGGUUAGUUUUGUGCCAAUGUUUCGACAUAUUUUUACUAGUAUGCCUGCCAUAACAAUAUUUUCCUAAUUUCAAUGGACACCCUGUUAAUAUUUAGUGCAAUGUAGUUUUGAGGGAUUUUGCAAGUCACUUUUUGAAUACAUCCUCAGAUGACUGUUAUUUUUUUAAAAGUAUAGAUGAAUGUUAAGGUAGAAUAGGUUUGGAUAAGUGGCUUCCUAUAUUUGUAUAAUUUAUGGUUUUUAAAGACUUAGCGUUUCUAACGCUGCAACUACACUGUCGUGCAUUAUAUUUGACAAAUAUUGCCAUAAAAGAAACUGUUCUUAAGACUUUGCUUAUGAAAUUGCAUAUCAGUGAAUAAUUAUCUGAAGUCAAGUCUAGGAACAAUUGUGGAUCCUGCUGAAAGGAAAAUAUCGAUAGUGUAGUUGUUUCGGUGUGCGACAUUCGUCGGCAAAUGUUUAUUUUUAAUUAAUUUAUAUUAAAAUAUAUGAACAUGUGGUGCACUUUACACAUCGGGCAACGUAUUCGAAAUUAAUAUUUAUUUAAAGGGGAAUUUCAUAGGGCUCGGCCUCCGAAAGGCCUAAGAUCAUACAAGUAAUGAAUACUUAGAUAGAUUGAUUUCUUCAAAAUCUUCGACAAACCGAUUUACUGUAUUUUGCAUCUAUUGCUUUAUGAUUUAUUAACUCAAAAGGCCAGAAUAUGAUAUUUCAGAUCCAAGUAUAGAGAAUGUAUAAUGUCUUAACAAAAUACUUCAAAAUUGGGAUUUUUUCAACAUCAGAACAGUCUGUGUAACAUCUAGUGAUAUAUGCGGUAUUACAUUUGGUUAUGAAGCACUGAUUUGUAUAUUUGUGCCGCCAAAUAACAGUAUAGACGCCAGUGCAAUAAAUGGGCGUGAGGGAGAUCUAUAAUAAAUCUGGGUGACGAGAAUGAAAUGGUGCCUUGUAGUAACAGUCAAGCUUAUCUCAUUUAUUAAAAAAACUAGAUGCCUGGUAUUUGUUAUAUUUUGUUAAGAUGUUGUAUGAACAUUUAAUUAUUUUCUUACAUUGUAAAUAAAGGUGUAUAUGUAGGCUGUCUAUAUAUUUUUACAGCGAACCCCUGUACAGUACAUGCUAUAUGGAGUAAGUUUUUACAUGAUGCUAGCUAUGAAAUGUGCCAUUGUGUCGGCACAAAUACUGUUGUUCGGUAAUUUAAUAAAAAUUUAUCUAAAAA